Molecule: messenger RNA, 959 nt
Organism: Drosophila ananassae
Lineage: Eukaryota; Metazoa; Arthropoda; Insecta; Diptera; Drosophilidae
Product: farnesol dehydrogenase
Exons: 2
Coding region: 87-839 (250 amino acids)
Source: RefSeq, a predicted model, not a curated record
UCGAAUAAGUAAAAGUAUAAAGCUCAGCUGGAUCAGAAAAGUGUAUCAUUUUCCAAUUAGAAAUACGUCUGCUUGGAUCUCCUAUCAUGAAUCGCUGGUUAAAUCGGGUAGCCGUUGUUACUGGGGCCAGUUCUGGAAUCGGAGCUGCCUGCUGCCGAGAUCUAGUGUCCAAAGGAAUGGUCGUCGUGGGAUUAGCCCGGCGGGAGCAGCGUCUCCAGGAGCUAAAGUCUUCCCUUCCCCCUGAUCAGGGAGCUCGUUUCCACGCCCGUUCUUGUGACGUCAGCGUCGAACAACAGAUUAUUGAUGCCUUCAAGUGGAUCGACAAGAGUUUGGGUGGUGCCGAUGUUCUGGUCAAUAAUGCCGGCAUUGUUCGUCGAAUAAACAUCACGGAUAAGGGCAACUCGGCCGAUCUGAGGGCCAUACUAGACACCAAUGUGCUGGGAGUUAGCUGGUGCACCCGUCAAAUGUUCCUUUCCCUGCAGCGCCGGAAGGUGAACGAUGGUCAUGUCGUCCUGAUCAACAGUGUGGUGGGUCACAAGGUGCCUGUGGUGAAGGGUUUCAGUCUAAACAUGUAUGCUCCCUCCAAACAUGCCAUCACGGCCUUGACUGAGGUCCUGCGGCAGGAGUUCAUGGACCAAGGAUCCCAAACUAAGGUUACAAGCAUCAGCCCCGGAGUUGUAAACACAGAAAUCUUCGAUACAUCCUCUGUGGAAAUCCAAUCCAAUAUGCCAAUGCUGCGUUCUGAGGAUGUGGCGGAUGCGGUUUCAUAUUGCAUCCAAACGCCACCGAAUGUUCAGAUCCAGGAGCUAACCAUAAAGCCAGUUGGAGAGACCUUCUAGUAAAACAAGUGUCUUCUGUUAAAUUUUUAAACAAUAAACAUUUAUUUUCAUUAAAAGGGUUUCAGGCAAGCACACCUAUAACAAAAAAUAAAUAAAUAAUAAAGUGCAAAGUAACAAAAA